AUGGAUCGGUUGGUGAUACCUGAGCCGUCGAACGAGGUGAUGGUCCGGGUGGAGCCCGGGAGGCAGACGAGAGGGGAGCUGACGCUGAGGAACGCGAUGCACACCAUGCCGGUGGCGUUCAGGCUGCAGCCGGCGGUGCGUGGGCGCUUCGCGGUUCGCCCGCACACGGGGAUCCUGGCGCCGCUCGCGGCGGUCACCGUGGAGGUGCUGUACCUGGCCUCGGUGGCUCCGGAGGGGCCCAGCGAGUCAGGAGGAGGAGGAGGAGGAGGAGGGAGCCGUGGCGAGGACGCGUUCCUGCUGCACAGCGUGGUCGUGCCGGGCGCCGCGGUGAAGGAGCCCGUGACGGCGCUGGACUCGGUCAACCCGGAGUGGUUCUCGGCGAGGAGGAAGCAGGUGUUCGUGGACAGCGGCAUCAGGGCGAGCUUCGUGGGCGCGUCCGUGGCCGCGCGGCUUGUCGAGGCCGGCGCGGUCGAGGCGCUCAGGGAGGUGCUCGACCGCAGCGAGCCCGAGUGGCGUGCUGCGGACGCCACGGACGAGUCUGGCCGCACGCUGCUCGACCUUGCCGUCAGCCUGGGCCGUGCCGACAUCGUCCAGGUGCUGCUCGAGUACGGCGCCGACGCUGACAAACCGAGCCGCGGCCGGACGCCCCUCGAGACCGCCGCCGCCUCUGGCGAGUGCCUCAUCGCCGAGCUCCUCCUCGCCAACGGCGCGACGCCCGCCGGCUCCGACGCCAUCCACAUGGCCGCCGCCGCUGGCCACAACGACGUCCUGAAGCUGCUUCUUGGCAAGCCCGCCUCUGCCUCUCCAGCCUCAUCCUCGUCCGCGUCCUUUUCGUCUUCUUUUACAUCUAUCGACGCGGCGGGGAGGGACGGCAAGACUCCUCUACGGUUAGCGGCGGAGGCAGGGCGGCGAGACGCAGUGAAGGCGCUUCUCGCGGCGGGCGCGAGGGCCGACGCGAGGUGCGGCACGGACAGUGCCACCGCGCUCCACGCCGCGGCGAGGCGCGCGCGACGAGGCGGUCGCGCGUCUCCUCCUGUCGCACGGCGUGGCCGGCACGGCCACGGUGCGCGACGUGGCCGGGAAGACCGCAUUCGAGAUCGCCGCCGAGGAGGGCCACGGCGGCCGGAUCCUGGACUUCUUGGGCCUCGGCGAGGCGAUCCUGGCCGCCGCCCGCAAGGGCGAAGUGAGAUCGGUCAGGCGCGCGGCCGACGGCGGCGCGUCCGUCGAGGGCGGGACGCGCACGGGUGGACGCCGCUCAUGCGCGCUGCCUUCAAAGGGCGGGCCGACACGGUGCGCGACCUCAUCGACCGCGGCGCGGACAUCGACGCGGCCGACGCCGAGGGUUACACGGCGCUGCACUGCGCGGCCGAGGCGGGUCGCGCCGACGUGGUCGACCUCCUCUUGAAGAACGGCGCGAACGCCAGGGCCACGACCGUGAAGGGAAGAACCGCCGCCGAUGCCGCAGCCGCCGCCGGCAAGUCCAAGGUGGUUCGGCUUCUUGACAAGGCCAGCGUCAUGGGGAGGAAGCAGGAUGUUAGCGAGAAGGUGGCGCCGGCGGUGGCGAAGGGCGGUAGCAUGGACAGGAAACGGAGAGCGCGGAAGGGGAGCAGUGGCGCCAUACGGUUUGGUGGUGGGAAGGAGGGGUUCGAAGCCGCCGCGGUUACCGUUGGCUGGUCACACUAG
Messenger RNA from Miscanthus lutarioriparius, 1683 nucleotides. The record is from the annotation of a GenBank genome assembly. Lineage: Eukaryota; Viridiplantae; Streptophyta; Magnoliopsida; Poales; Poaceae.